Molecule: messenger RNA, 2667 nt
Organism: Mesocricetus auratus (golden hamster)
Lineage: Eukaryota; Metazoa; Chordata; Mammalia; Rodentia; Cricetidae
Product: cytochrome P450 4F22
Exons: 14
Coding region: 320-1918 (532 amino acids)
Biological process (GO): ceramide biosynthetic process
Cellular component (GO): endoplasmic reticulum membrane
Molecular function (GO): monooxygenase activity; oxidoreductase activity, acting on paired donors, with incorporation or reduction of molecular oxygen; heme binding
Source: RefSeq, a predicted model, not a curated record
GCCGAGGGUGACAGCACCUGCAGAUCUGGAUCUGGAUCGAGAGCGGCAGGACCCGGGGAUGGAAACAGCCCACAUACCCAUCAAGAGAUGAGUGGUUAAACCAGGCGGUGGUGCGUGCCUUUAAUCCCAGUGCUUGGGAGGCAGAAGCAGGCAAAUCUCUGUGAGUUCAAGGUCAGCCUGUUCUACAAAGUGUUUGUGCUGGCCAAGUGAAGGUCGUGGGUGAACCCGCAGACUCGGAGGACCCUCCUGUGUGUGGCACGGGCCUGCUGCAGACUGAUCCCUCCCCCCUGCGCUGAUUGGUCUCCGCGUGUCUCCGAGGAUGCUGCCCAUCACUGACUGCCUGUUGCACCUGCUGGGGCUGGAAAAGACGGCAUUUCGAGUGUAUGCCGUGUCAGCUUUGCUGCUAUCCCUCCUUUUCUUCCUCUUCCGCCUGCUGCUGCAAGUAUUCAAAUUGUGCUGGGACUUCCGCACCACUUGUCGGAGGCUGAGCUGCUUCCCAGAGCCUCCAGGCCGUCACUGGCUGCUGGGCCACGUGAGCAUGUAUCUUCCCAACGAGAAGGGCCUUAAAAACGAGGAGAAAGUGCUGGACGCCAUGCACCACAUCAUCUUGGCCUGGGUUGGACCUUUCCUGCCUCUCUUGGUGCUUGUACACCCUGACUACAUCAAGCCUGUGUUGGGUGCCUCAGCUGCCAUCGCACCCAAGGAUGAGUUUUUCUAUAGCUUCCUGAAGCCUUGGUUAGGGGAUGGACUUUUGCUCAGCAAAGGGAACAAGUGGAGUCGGCACCGCCGAAUGCUCACACCGGCCUUCCACUUUGACAUCCUGAAGCCCUACAUGAAGAUCUUCAACCAGUGCACGGACAUUAUGCACGCUAAAUGGCGGCGGCAUCUGUCAGAGGGCUCAGUGACCUCCUUUGACAUGUUCGAGCAUGUCAGUCUCCUGACCCUGGACAGCCUUCAGAAAUGUGUGUUCAGCUACAACAGCGACUGCCAGGAGAGAAUGAGCGAUUACAUCUCAUCCAUCAUCGAACUGAGCGCUCUAGUGGUGCGACGCCAAUACCGCCUGCAUCACUACCUGGAUUUCAUCUACUACCUCACGGCCGAUGGACGGCGCUUCCGCCAGGCCUGUGACAUGGUGCACAAGUUCACCACUGAAGUCAUCCAGGAGCGGCGGCGGGCACUGCGCCAGCAGGGCGCUGAGGCAUGGCUCAAGGCUAAGCAAGGCAAAACCUUGGACUUCAUAGACGUGCUGCUGCUGGCCAAGGAUGAAGAGGGAAAGGAGCUGUCUGAUGAGGACAUCCGAGCUGAGGCUGACACCUUCAUGUUUGAAGGUCAUGACACAACAUCCAGUGGGCUGUCGUGGGCGCUGUUCAACCUGGCGAAGUACCCAGAGUACCAGGAGAAGUGUCGGAAAGAGAUCCAGGAAGUCAUGAAAGGCCGGGAGCUGGAGGAGCUGGACUGGGACGACCUGACGCAGCUGCCCUUCACCACCAUGUGUAUCAAGGAGAGUCUGCGACAGUUCCCACCGGUGACGCUCAUCUCUCGCCGGUGCACCGAGGACAUCAAGCUGCCAGAUGGGCGCGUCAUUCCCAAAGGUAUUAUCUGCUUGCUCAGCAUCUACGGGACACACUACAACCCCUUAGUGUGGCCUGACUCUAAGGUGUACAAUCCCUACCGCUUUGAUCCGGACACCCCACAGCAGCGCUCCCCGCUGGCCUAUGUACCUUUCUCAGCAGGUCCCAGGAACUGCAUUGGGCAGAGCUUCGCCAUGGCAGAGAUGCGAGUGGUCGUGGCGCUGACACUGCUGCGCUUCCGCCUGAGCGUGGACCGAACGCGCAAGGUGCGGCGGAAGCCGGAGCUCAUUCUGCGCACGGAGAACGGCAUUUGGCUCAACGUGGAGCCUCUGCCCCCGCGGGCCUGAACGCUCCCGGGCCCCGCUCAUUCCGGGGUUCAGGCUCCGCCAGCUCAGGCCUAGACCACGCCUCCAAGAGCCUGGGUCCGCCUCCAAGAUCUUGAGGGCGUAGACCACGCUCCUCGAAAGUACAGGAGGAUAAAGUUUUGUGGAGGACUCUUGUUAGUGAUGACCACGCCCCUCAGGACAAGGCCUAGCCUUUUGGGAUAUGAUUCCAUCCCUUGAGGUCAAAGUCCCGCCUUAAAUUAUCCUUACCUUCAGGGUGUGGAUAAUCAGGCUAGUCCCUGCCCCCUCGGACUUGGGUCACGCCCCCAACGCAAGUCUGCUCAGGUUCCCAGGCUGGUCCCCUGGACCUAAGACUCAACGUUGGGACUGGAUCCUUGCCUUCCCUCUGGCUACGCCCAGGUUAGCUUCUAAACUGAGGAUUUAGAAGCCGGAGCCUGAGGUUGCAGCCCGGAAUCCUCAACAUGACCUUUCCGAGACUCGCACCUACAUGGAAGGACUGCACACGCUGAAUCUCAGGACUUUGUUCGCUUUGCUGUUUAUAAACCUGGACCCUAACGGGUCCCUUCCUCCUCAGCGACCGUCCCUUUGCUGAGUUUUCUCAUUUUUUAAGAGUAAAAGCAAGAGGAUUCAGACACUUUCCACCUCACCCCGUCUCAGAUCUGGAGUCCAAGAUGGGGGAGGAGGGGCUCUUGGCAGUUGGGAAGUGACUAGGAGGGGAGCUGUUUGUUGUUGAACUAAACUCAGAUUUGGAG